CACAUAGUUCAUGAUCAUAAUCACAACAUCACAAACCUCGUGGAUGUCAAUAUAACCUCUAAAUAGUUUAAUUAUUUUUCAGUUUUAGACAUUUUUAAACAUUAUUAAGUGUUACAUUGACUAUUUUACUGAAAAUAGUUGUUUAAAGUAGAUAGUUAAAUUGUGUUUAAAUUUAAUAUAGUUAAAUACUUAAACAAAUUGUAACUUAAUUUACAAAUGUGAAUCAAUUUUGUUAUACAUCACAUAAGGUUAUUAAAACAAAUUUUGUUAUUUGUUUACUUUAAAAAUUAAGAGAAAAAUAAAAUGUCUUCCCCAUGUACUGAAAUCAUUGAUGAUAUUGAAGAUUUAAUAUCUUCACAAGAUAUUACUCCAAAAGAAAGAUACAGUUCUCGAAAAAAAGUGACUGUUCGAGCAAAGAGAAAACAGGACCAAGAAACAAUACCUGAACCGCCAAUUUAUUCGAGUAUAAUUCCAGGUACUCAAACUAUUUUUGUAAAAACUUGGGGAUGUACUCAUAAUAGUUCCGAUAGUGAAUAUAUGGCUGGACAACUUGCUGCUUAUGGUUAUAAUUUAACGGAAGAUAAAUAUCGUGCCGAUUUGUGGCUUUUGAAUUCAUGUACUGUUAAAAAUCCAGCGGAAGAUCACUUUAAAAAUGAGAUCGAAGCUGGAAGAAAGUUAGGAAAACAUGUUGUAGUUGCAGGUUGUGUACCACAAGGAGCGCCAAAAUCAAGUUUCAUUCAAGGAUUAAGUAUGAUUGGAGUUCAGCAAAUUGAUCGAGUUGUUGAAGUUGUCGAGGAAACAUUAAAAGGAAAUAGCGUUCGAUUUUUGGGUCAAAAGAAAGAGUCUGGUAAAAAAAUUGGAGGUGCUUCACUCGAUCUUCCCAAAGUACGCCGAAAUCCAUUAAUUGAAAUCAUUGCAAUUAAUACAGGAUGUCUUAAUCAAUGUACUUAUUGUAAAACGAAACACGCGAGAGGUGAACUUGGUAGCUAUUCACCGGAGCAAAUUGUCGAGAGGGCAAAACAAGCUUUCGAUGAAGGUGUUUGCGAAUUGUGGUUGACUUCCGAAGAUACUGGUGCCUAUGGCAAAGAUAUUGGCACAAGUUUACCGGAAUUACUUUGGAAAUUAGUUGAAAUUAUUCCCGAGGGUUGUAUGAUGAGAAUUGGUAUGACAAAUCCUCCAUAUAUUCUUGAGCAUUUGGAAGAGAUUGGCAAAAUUCUACGACAUUCACGUGUCUAUAGUUUUCUUCACGUUCCCGUGCAAUCGGGAAGCGAUCAAAUUUUAUCGGACAUGAAACGUGAAUAUACAAGAGCUGAUUUUGAAUAUGUCGUGGAUUUUUUGCAAGAGAAAGUUCCUGGCGUGACAAUUGCCACUGAUAUUAUUUGUGGAUUUCCAACGGAAACUGAAAUAGAUUUUGAGGAAUCUAUGAUACUUUGUGAAAAAUAUAAAUUUCCAAGUUUAUUUAUUAAUCAAUUUUUCCCGCGACCAGGAACACCAGCGGCAAGAAUGACCAAAGUUCCAACGCAAGACGUCAAGAAGAGAACAAAACGUUUAUCAGAAUUUUUCCAAUCUUACGAACCCUAUGGACAUGAAGUUGAUAGCGUGCAAGAAGUUCUUGUCACUGAAAUGUCACAUGAUAAAAAACAUUAUGUUGCGCACAAUAAAUUUUAUGAACAAGUCUUGGUACCAAUGAAAGAGGAAUUUAUGGGAAAAAUGGUUACAGUGAAAAUAACAUCGGCUACGAAACAUUCAAUGAAAGGAGAACCACUUAAUGAAGGUGUUUCACCAGCUCUAAAGCCAUCAUUGCCGAGGGGAAUUGUUUCCGGUGUACCUGUUGAAAUGCAACCAUCGAAAUUUCGAAUUAUUGCAAUGGUGGGAUUGUUUAUUGCACUUUUUGCUAAAAUUUUGUGGAAACUUUUUACAAUAAAUUAAUUUUGAAGUUAA
Leptopilina boulardi is the source of this 1941-nucleotide messenger RNA. Its product is annotated as threonylcarbamoyladenosine tRNA methylthiotransferase. Gene Ontology annotation, biological process: tRNA methylthiolation. Bases 304 to 1929 code for a protein of 541 amino acids. The record is from RefSeq and is a predicted model, not a curated record. NCBI's taxonomy places the organism in Eukaryota, Metazoa, Arthropoda, Insecta, Hymenoptera, Figitidae. Gene Ontology annotation, cellular component: endoplasmic reticulum. Gene Ontology annotation, molecular function: 4 iron, 4 sulfur cluster binding; tRNA (N(6)-L-threonylcarbamoyladenosine(37)-C(2))-methylthiotransferase activity. The transcript has 3 exons.